AUGGGGGACUUUGUAAUAAGAGACAAGUAUUGGCAUAACUUUUUUCUUCAAUUUGCACAAUCACAGAUUCACAACAAAGUGUAUGCAACAUGUGAAACAGUUUUGAGAUUUCAAAAAUUAUUUGCAACUUAUGAUGUAGUUGAGUUAUUGUAUUACUUAUUAGGAGGACGUGAUCGUCGUGGAGGACCUAUCAUUACUUUUCCUGGUGUAGCAAACACAGAAUUUGUGGCGGAAGAGUUUGACAAGCUGAUGAGAUUUGUUUCAAGUGUUCCAAGUGAAGAUUCUCAAGAUAUUGGAUUCAGUGUGAUAGCUGACAUGCGAAAUAAGGACCUUCCUUCUACAAAUGCACUUCUCAAACAUCUUCAGCGAUCGUUGCCAGUAAAAAUCCACACAGUAUUUAUUCUAAAACCUCACAGUUUUUGGCAAAAAAGUCGAACAUCAAUGAGCCACAAAAUGAGCAAAACUAAGUACAACUUUGAGGUCAUCAUGUUGUCAAGUUCGUUGGAGCUGCACAAGUUCAUUGAUGCCAGGCAGCUGACUGAGGAUUUUCAAGGAGAAUUACAGCAUGAUCAAAAUGCUUGGAUUGAAAUGCAAAUGGCACUGGAAUCUCUUGCUAAUGAUAUUACUGAAAUUGGCAGUCGCUAUCAUCGUCUGGACACGGCUCUUAGCAUGUCUAAUGUAGCCACAUCACCAGAAGAAGCUGAUACUCGACUUACAGAUCAUGAUGAACUAAAGCUGCUUUACGAUCGCUCUGUUCUUCAACCAGUUUGUGAUCGGUUUAGUGAGCUAGCUAGAAAGGUCUAUCACAGCUCUGAAGACGGAAAAGGAAAUCCUGAUUUUGCUGCAGCAAGAACUCGAUUAGGAAGUCUAUUGGAGAAGUUAGACAGCAAACGGAGAAAGCUCGAAGUGAAAUGGGAGAAGAGGAGAGAUGUUUUAGAGCAAUGUGUGCAAUGGAUGACGCUGGAGAUGAAAGUAGACGAGCUGUUGGAUUGGAUUGGUGAAACCAGUGAGGAUUGCAAAAGAGAUUGUACCAGUAUAGGGACAUCACCAGCUACAACUGAGCAGCUGAUAACUAAGCAUCAGCAGUUAGAAGAUGCAGCUAAAGAGAAAUGCAGUGGCAUACUUGAUGUUGUUGUGUCUGAAGCUGCAACAAUGCUAGAAAAUGGUCACUACGCUACUGAAGACGUUAAAGUUAAAUCUGAUCGACUGCAGCAUGAAUAUAGCGAUCUAAGUGAAGCUCUGACAAUUAGAAAUGCUCUCCUUUAUCAUGCAUUGGCCUUUCAUACAUCGGUGUUUCAGUUUAUGCACAAUGUCAUUGACUGGAAGACAGCCUUUGAAGAGAAGUCGAUUGACCAAAAUGUAGCAGAGGUAGAAUUGCAAAUUAGAAACUGUAAGAAAUUACGGGAAACGGUUGUGGAAGAGUUUAGUACUUUGAAGCAGAAAGGUGGAACUUUGAUUGAACUGCUUCAGAAUAUGGCAGAGAAAGCUCAGAUAGAUGAUGAUACAUCAGCGAAUCAUGUCAAACAGCUGUUAGUAAAGGCAAGUGAAGAGAAACAAAUGUUGGAGACACUCUGGCAGAAGAGAAUGCGCGAUCUCUCACAGGGACUGGGACUGAGGUUGUUUGAAAAGGAAGCACUAAAGGUUCAUGACUGGCUUGAUGAAAGUGGGUUUAGUUUUUUCACCAAAAACAAAGGUGUCGGGAAUGGUCAUGAUGCAGCAGUAGCUCUCCUUAGUGAACACAAGUCAUUUGAAAGCAAUGCUCAGAUUAUGAAUUCAACAGCUCACAAGCUUCUUGCUUCUUCAGAAGACUUAGCCUCUAGUGGUCAAUGUGAUCCUGAUCAAAUACGUUCAGUGGCAGAUCAGUUGGAAGAGAGAAUGCAUGACCUAAUGGCUCGGAGUGAGAGACGUAGAGAGCAGUUAGAGAUGUCAGUUGCAUUUCAAAAGACGGUCAAUGAGUUACUUGGUUGGAUGGAUCAGGUGGAAAAGGAUGCAGUGGACACUUGCUUUCCAGUUUCCGUAGAUGAUGCCAAGCUGAUGAUCAAUGAUGCACAGCUGAAAAGAAACCACAGUGCUGUCCAAACAGCUAACACUUUGGCUCAGGGGCAAUCAUUGAUAAACAAAUUGAUCGAGCCAUUAGAAAACACAGGAGGCUCACUUUUGCCAUACUAUUAUGAGACUAGAAAGAAAAUUGGCAGCACUAUGGAAGAACUGCAGGAAAGACAUGCACAUGUAGACUCACAGUUGGCAGACAGAAAGAUGAAACUGGAUGUCUGUUUGGUUUUGAGAACAUUUGAAGAAGCAUCACGUGAUCAUUUGCAAGAAAUAGAUGAGUAUUUUAAACAUUGCCAAAGUCAGCAGCUGGCACCAAAUGUCGAUGGGGCAGCAACCAUGUUUCACACCCACACUAAAUUUACGGAGGCCAUGGAAGAGGCUUAUACAUACAUUACAGAGACAGGUCACAGUCUGUUGUCUCGUUUGAGUGAAAGCAAUAUUCAAUUGGCAACGUCUAUGGAUGCUAAGCCGGCUGUAGUCCAUGUUCGUAGUAUUUUGGAUGAUAUGGCAGAAAAGUUCUCUCAAGCACAAGCGGCAGGAAUGGCACGAGCGAACAUGUUGGAGCAAUGUCUACAGCUAAGAGACUACGAAACUAACGUGGCACAGGUGACUGGUGCUAUCGCAGACAGCUAUAGUGCUCUGGUUUCAAAGAAAAGGAUCGUUGGCAAGUCACUAGAAAGAGCAGAAGCAUUGCUCGCUGACCAUGAAGAGUUUGAAGUUUCAAUUGAAAUAAUGGCUGACAAUGUUCAGGAGUUGGUUUCUCAAGCAGCAGAUUUUGAAGGCUAUGACCAUUAUGAUAUCGUUACAAUUCAACAACUUGCUACUUCUAUUCAAAAUGAAUGGACUGUGUUUGCUGAAGCCGUUGACAACAGACACUCACUCUUGACCAUGUCACAUGAUGUUCAUCGUCACCAUGAUGAUUUGACAUCACAGUCUGUUGCAUUGCAGAAAGAAUUUGGGAAUAUGUCUGUUCCAGACAGUGUUGCCCAUGUAAACACUGUUAUUGAGCAGCACAAACAACAGAAAGAUUUUUUUGUUCAGGAGUGUGAUCGGUUUGUCUCAGAUGCAAAUUAUCUUAUAGAGCAACUGAAGGAGUUUGCAAUGACUGCCUAUUGUGAUGACCAUGGUAGAGUAGCCGAUGAGAAAUAUGAGGAAAACAUGCAGAGAGUGCAGGUGAUGCUGGAAGGUAUGGGUGCAAGACAACGUAAAACUCUUCGUUUAUGGCAGAAACAACACAGAGUUUUGGAACAACAUCAUGAGAUACUUGGAUUUAUGGAUGAUGCCAAAAGGAUUACUGACUGGGUGUAUAAUUGUAAGGAAUCUAUAGCACCACAGAAUAGUGUUGGAAACUCUGCUGAUGUUGUGGAAAAACUGAUUUGUGACCUGGAGCAGUAUGAAAGCCAAGAGAUUCAAAGUUAUCACGAUAAAACUGUUCACUUGAUGGAAAAGGCAGCUGAACUGCAAAAGUUUGAUCACUGUGAUACAGACAGGUUGAAGGUGAGGUUGGCUGUAUUGAACUCAUCUUGGCAGGACUUGGAGGACAAGCUCAUGAAACACAAGAAGAGACUAAAACUGUCAAAGCAAUUUUAUGAAGUGCUGUCAGAGUUCCAGACUGAACGUGAUCACAUUUUGCAAUUUCUUAACAAACUGACUGACAGAACAGAUGUAUGUGAGUCAUCUUGCUGUGCUCAAAAUGUCAUUGAUGACUUGGCUGAACAUAAAGAGCAAGUUAUGCCUUCUCUUAAUUCUAAGCUCUUACAACUAGAAAGCUUGUCAAAGCAAAUUGAAGACAGUCGGAUUGCUUUACGGACAGAGCUUGUUGCUGCUCACUGUCUUGCUUUAGCAUCAGACAUGGCUGAUCGAGCUGGACAUCUAGCAACACUAAAGGAACAACAUGUACAGAUUGAAAAGGAGAAAGACGACAAAAAACGGCAGGAAAAGAAACGGGAUUUAUUGCUGGAAGAAAUGAUUGUAACUGAAGAUCGAUAUGUCAACGACAUGGCUUAUGUGCUUAAGCAUUAUCAGGAGGAAAUGGACAGAGAUGGACCAAUUGCUUUGAUGGGAAAAGACAACAUUGUGAUGGGGAACAUGGGAGAAUUGCUGCAGUUUCAUCAAGGGACGUUUCUUUCUGCUCUUAAGGAAGCUGGUCACUCUUCAGAAGAAGUAGCAAAGUGUUUUGUUACUUGGGAGAGCAAUCUUCUUGAAUUGUAUCUCAGUUAUUGCAAAACUAAACCACACUCUGAGACUCUAUUAGCUGAAAAGGGACAACAGUUUCUGACAGAAUGGCAAGUAAGUAGAGGCCACAAUAUUGGUUUGGGAGCAUAUUUAAUUAAGCCUGUUCAACGUAUUACACGAUAUCACCUCAUACUUCAAGAAUUGGCAAAGUAUUGCCAAAGACUGAAAGACCCAAUGGUACAGCUGGACAAAGCAUUACAGAUUAUGUUGGAGAUCCCUAAGAAAGCAAAUGAUGUCAUGAAUUUUAGCAUGGUUAAAGAGUAUGAGGGUAACUCUGACAGUCUUGGACGACUGUACCACCAAGACACUUUUACUGUUGUAGACAGUAAGAUUCUUUGGUCUAAAGAGAAGGAGCAGCAGUUGUUCUGUUUUCGUGAAGUGAUCUUAGUUUGCAAAUGUGUUCGAGAUCAACUGGGCAGUGUAACAGGCUACUUACAUAGAUUUUCCAUGAAGACAAGGGAGAUGAUAGUGGUUGAGUUUAUUGAGGGAGAGCCGUGCAAGUUUGGUAUCUCAACUGGUAAAUCACAGUCAGAAAUGAAAUACAUUUUUAAGGCAAAGACUAUUGAAGCUAAACAAGAUGUUGUAAAGACACUUCGUCAUAUCGUACAGCAAGUUCAGCCAAUUCCCGGCCAUCUGUCACUUGAAAGAGGAUUGUUGAGACGGUCCUUCAAAGUAGGGAAGAAAAAGAAGGGUGCAGGCACACCGCAAACUCCUGAUAGACCAGGAUUAGCCCGUCCUACACUGGCAGCAGCACUAGCCUCAAUCAUUACAGGAGAUGAGAAGAAAGGAAUCACAGACGCAGAAGGUUUCGUCAGGCCUCUUCACAGGCAGCACGCAAGAGUUUUUGAUAGCUCUGCCUUUUCAUUCCCAUCUGAUCAACUGCUUGCAGACAAGGCAAAGGCAGCAAGCUCAAAGAGCAAGACCUUGAACCCUCUACACUUGAGCAGAAAUGCUAGACAGUUAAUGACAACCUCUUCUGUUCCAGAGCCUCUGUCUGAACGCCAUGUUGUGGACAGCUUGAAUGGAAGAGAUCUUAGCGGCACGUUGUCUGAAGAUCAUAGACCGAGGAGCAAUACUGUUUUUGGAACUUCGUUCAGCAGAUCGAGAGUUGUGCGUAUUAAAAGGGUGAACGAGGCCAGUGUCGUAAAAUCUUCGCAAGUAAAGCAAGAUGUUGGUGUUCUAAAGAGGCUAGACAGCCCUCCACGUAGAUGCAGCCAUGAUAACAGUGCUAGUUCGCCGGUUCUUCUACACAGGUCGUCUGCUACGGCCGUAUUGAUUCCACGUUCUCGCUCUGUCUCGUGCACUACAGUGGCUACUGCUAACAAGUCAUCAUCUAUUCAGUCUGAACUUCCUGGUGUGGUUGGUAUUCGUGCAGGGCUGAAGAAGAACAGAGAAGAUGCAGAGGCCUUGACGUAUAGCGUCUCCGAUGGAGACGUAGACCAGGUUAUAUUGGAGACUGGUGUAGCUAUUGUACAACUACAGAUAAUCGUAAUUGCUGUUGUACGUUCUAACUCACAGAUUGCAGAGAAUGACAACAACUCUUUUGUCGAAUCUACUGAACUUAGACGUUAUGAAGACAUGAAAGCGGCUAACACUAGCAAAUUGAUUUUACAUUCUGCUAGGGUUGAGACUGGUCAAAAUUUCACAAAACAACAAGCUAAUGGCAGUAGUAUAGACCACGCCUUUGAAGCUGAAACGGCAGGCGACGGAAGCCGCGCUAGUCCACGUACUUCCAGUAGACGGCAAGAGUGGAGACGCAAACUGAUUGUGAAACGACGACCGGCGAAGUCGGUGAAAGAAAUCGGUAGAGCGUGGUACGAGCAUCGUUCUCUUUCAGUACAAGGUAUCGCUGGGUUUGGGCUGGCCUCUAUAGAUCGACUCCGUUCUCUACAAGUGCUUCUGCCAUCAAUGGAUGAUUGGAAGCAGCAGAGUCUAGAGGUAGGACCGAACUCGGAUUUUGAAACCAAAGACAAGUCUGGAAGACUUCCGUCUUUACGCAUACGACAGGAUUAUGUUUUGAAAGAGUUGAUGGAAACAGAAGAAAAUUAUGUGACUCAACUUGCUCGUUUUAUUCACACAUAUGGGCAGGAAAUGAAAAGUCCAAAUUUACCUGACUCACUGAAGGGCAAGUACAAUUUAAUCUUUGGAAACAUAGAUGAAGUCUACUCUUUCCACAUGAAUACAUUUCUGCCAGCACUGAAGAAUUCUCAUGGUGUUCUUGGAGUUGCCGAAUGCUUCAGCAGUAAAGAAUCUGAACUGCUUCGAGUAUAUGUUGUUUAUUGUGAGAAUAAGCCACGAUCAGAGACGUUUCUGGCCAAUUUUCAUGGAACUCUUUUUGAGGAUAUACAACAACAGCUGGGUGAUCGAUUGCAAUUGCCUGACUACUUAAUCAAGCCUGUCCAAAGGAUUAUGAAAUAUUCUUUGCUACUUAAGGACUUGCUAAAGGUCUCUCACUCAUUGGGAAAUACUGAAGAAGUUCUGGAGCUCGAGAAAGCAUUGAAAGUAACUUCAGACGUGCCAAAGCAAGCUAACAAUGCUAUGCAAUUGAGCAUGAUUGAAGGCUAUGAGGGCAAUAUUCAUGCUGUGGGAGAGCUCCUGCUGAAGGAUGAAUUUCUUGUCUCUAAUGUAAGGAAUGGUGAUGGUAGACAAAGGAAAUCUCAUGUAUUCCUGCUGGAGCAGGUUGUUAUUUUGGCUGUCUUAAAGGGUAAACAGGAAGGAAAAUUUAAUGACAGCUACGUGUGCAAAGACACUCUAAAAAUCAAAGAAAUUGGAGUGAAUGAGUGUGGGACAAAUGAUGAGAGGAGAUUUGAAUUGUGGACAGGAAAGAUAAGUAAUCCAAGACAGAAAUAUCAACUGGAAGCAAUGACGGAUGAUAUCAAGUGGACAUGGGUGAAACAAAUAGGAAAGCUGUUGUCAGAACAACUUCAUAUGAUGAGAGCCUUGAAAGGAUUGGAUUCACAGAGAAAGCACUCGUCGUUAGAGUUAACUGUCUGUAGCACUUUAGCAAGAGUAGAGUCAUUUAUCGACUCUGAAGAUGAUUUGGUGGAUGAGGAAGACCAGUGGAAAGACUUGACUUUAUCGACUCAAUCCUUGGCUUUGUCAACUCAACCCUUGUCAUCGUCAUUAGAAACGUAUGUAGCAGCAUUUGGCUACUCCACAAAUGAAGAUGAUACUAAAGAGGGGAUCAUCUCGUUCCAACAAGGACAACAGUUUCAGGUUAUUGAUGAAUCCAGUGAACAGUGGUGGCUUGUUAGAACUGCAGGCAAAGACGACAGCGUUGUGGAAGGGUGGGUACCAGCUUCUUAUCUUGAAACGGAGGAAGACUAUGAGGAAAUGAUAAAAAAUGAACAAAUGAAGUUAUCCCAGUCAUCAUGUGAGCUAGACCAUGAGAUUCCAGAAUUUACAGAACAAGAUCAGUCACAAUCUGCAACAGAUGAAGGCCAUCAAGAGUUGGAAUGUGCUGAAGAACAUGUACAUCAACAACAUGGAAAUGGUUCUAGUUUGCUUGAUGUUCAUAAUUAUACUUCUAUCACUCGUAAGGGUAGCUUUAGACGGAAAACAAGUCCUGGAUCAGGAAGAUCACAAGCAAAUUCUUCGACAUCAAAAAAUGAAGAUGCCAAGCGAGUCUCAUUUAUACAACGUUUUCCGAGAAAGGCUCGCUGUUGCUGUGGCUCCGUUGUUACUCUUACAUGCACUCCCCAACUUUCUGGACUUGAGAGUGAAGUGUUUGCCAAGUGGACAAGAGAUGAAAUGGAAAUACAUAUAUCAAGCAAAUAUUCGAUUUGUCAGGAUGGCAAUACUUUUUCGUUAACUUUGAAAGACCUUGAGCCAUCCGAUGCCGCUCAGUAUCGAUGUAUUGUCACAUGUGGUGAUUUAUCAGGUGUGUGUAGCUGUCACUUGCUUGUCAGUGCACCGGAAGAGGCUAUAUUGUACAACGAAGUGGACCAGUACUAUGAUUUGGGAACUAAAAUAGGACACGGUCGAUUUGCUACAGUAAAACUGUGCACUGAAAAAUCUAGUGGAGUUGACUAUGCUGCCAAGAUUUUUCACAAGUUUACAGAGGAGACGCGUGAUGCCUUUCAAGCUGAACUUGUCAUGCUGAGUAUAUUGAGACAUCCACAGAUAGUUACUCUUCAUCAAGCAUUUGAAAGCAGUAACUCAAGGACACUAAUCUUGCAAAGGAUUGUUGGACAAGAGCUGUUUGAGCAUGUUGUGUCUGGUGACUGUAUUUCGGAGAAAGUAGCCUGUGAAUAUAUAAAACGACUGCUGGAUCCUAUACGUUAUAUGCAUUCCCGCUUUGUAGCACAUUUAGAUCUUAAGCCUGAAAACAUAAUGGUUGCUACUGAUGAGGCUGAAAUAUUUCGGAUAAAACUUAUUGAUUUUGGAUCAAGCAAGAAAGUUGCUAACGAGCCAUUAAUUCUGAAAGUGAUUGGAAAUGCAGAAUUCUGUGCACCGGAAGUUGUAAGAAACGAGCCUUUGAGCUUGGCGUCUGAUAUGUGGAGUUUAGGAGCAAUAACGUACACAUUAUUGACUGGUUUUUCACCAUUUUAUGCUGAAACUGUGAGUGAGACGGCAGUGAAUAUUGCUGCAGUGAAAUGCAGUUACCAGACAGCACCAUGGAGGAAAGUGUCUGAGAAAGCUAAACUAUUUGUUCAGAAUUUACUAAGAUGCGAUUCCAGGUUAAGGCGAACUGUUGAAGAUUGUCUAGAAGAUCAGUGGAUAAAGGAUUCAUUUAUUUCAACUGACCUGUUGGACACGUCUCGUUUACGAGCAUUCAUUGCAAGAAGAAAGUGGCAGAGGGAUCUUGUCACUGAAAGUGUAUUAAUCCAGCCGGUCUCAUGCGUCUGAGAAGUAGCUGUAGUGCAAAUAUUGAGGUCUUCAGACUUUAAAUUAGUGAAAUUGAUCAACUAACAUUAGAGCAAAGACUAAAAGUAUUUAGUAUAUUAUGAGUAUACGCUACAGUCUUGAUCAUCUGUUAGACUUUGGUGUAUUUAUUGGUUUUGGCUUCUUACAGCACAUGCACUAUCUGAAAAUAACAAUCUGUACAUAUGUACAGUACAGUGCAUAUGGAAUUCUACAGUUUGAUAUGUCA
Molecule: messenger RNA, 9379 nt
Organism: Corticium candelabrum
Lineage: Eukaryota; Metazoa; Porifera; Homoscleromorpha; Homosclerophorida; Plakinidae
Product: kalirin-like
Exons: 54
Coding region: 1-9135 (3044 amino acids)
Biological process (GO): protein phosphorylation; intracellular signal transduction
Cellular component (GO): extrinsic component of membrane; cytoplasm
Molecular function (GO): protein kinase activity; protein binding; ATP binding
Source: RefSeq, a predicted model, not a curated record